Messenger RNA from Drosophila subobscura, 454 nucleotides. RefSeq lists its product as uncharacterized. NCBI's taxonomy places the organism in Eukaryota, Metazoa, Arthropoda, Insecta, Diptera, Drosophilidae. The transcript has a single exon. The coding region runs from base 62 to 376 and encodes 104 amino acids. The record is from RefSeq and is a predicted model, not a curated record. Gene Ontology annotation, molecular function: chitin binding.
AGUGGAGCGAUUAGCAUAGGUCAGUCCAAGGAAAACCCCGAGCCAAACCUCGAAAACCACGAUGAACCUCCUGCAUUUAUUCGCCCUGCUCUCCGUCCUUUGCCUGGGCAGCCUCUGCUGCAGUGGCGCAUCUGUGGACAAGCCCACGGGACAACCAGGCUGCCAGACCGAGCAGGAGAUCGCUGUGGCCACAUAUCCUCAUUUCUAUCUGAAGAGCUCCUACUGGAUCUGCAGCACUCAGGGUGUGCCCGCCACGCUGGCCGCCUGCCCCAUUCCCUCCGCCUGGCUGGACUCGGCCAAGAGCUGCGUGCCCUGGUCCGAGUGGUACUGGACGCCUACGGCUCUACCACCCAGCGAGCCCCUGGCCACGGCCUAGGACUACAAAGAUCCACAAAAUGUUAUUACAAUUAAUCUGAAAUUAAUAAAGUGCAAAAGCAAAAAGCAAACAACUGCC